This is a messenger RNA of Drosophila ananassae, 6731 nucleotides long. RefSeq names its product calcium/calmodulin-dependent 3',5'-cyclic nucleotide phosphodiesterase 1 (gene Pde1c). The transcript has 10 exons. The coding region runs from base 489 to 4193 and encodes 1234 amino acids. Lineage: Eukaryota; Metazoa; Arthropoda; Insecta; Diptera; Drosophilidae. Gene Ontology annotation, molecular function: 3',5'-cyclic-AMP phosphodiesterase activity. Gene Ontology annotation, biological process: signal transduction. The record is from RefSeq and is a predicted model, not a curated record.
UGCUGCUAUCAACUUCGAAAAAUCCAGUUCCAGUUUAUCCCCAGCAGGCAGCAUGUGCGGACGUUGUUGCUGCUUCCGCUGACUUUUCUUAUCGCGUUCGAUUUCGGACUCGCAUUUGCGUAUUUUCCACCUGAUCACCAAACACCGUUUCAGUUUUCCGGCUUAUCGCGUCUGAUAAUAGGGAAAUCGGAAAAAUCCGAUAUUUCCCAAACGAAUUUAACUUUCGAGCGGAGUGUAUACCGAAUACAAAUUAUUCAGUUAUAAUUUUAUUCAAAAGACAUCAUAAUCAUCAUUCGAUUUAAAGUGUGAAUAAAAAUGUUUAAAAAUAUAUAAUCAAAUCUCAAUUAAAAUACAAAUUCAACUGGCGUACUUCGACAUCAAGGCAAACGAGUUUCCCACGGUUUCGUAAAAUGCAUUUCGAGAUAUAAAUAAAAUACCGCCGAUUUAUAACGAGCGUGCUGAUCCAAAUCGCAGAAAAAAACACAAAAAUGGGCGACACUUUGGACGAGACUCCGCCCACGCGCCGCGACAAACCGCAAACGUUGAAAAUUGGCCAAGACGAGGAGGAGAAGAGGAGGGGUACCACUCCCACCCCCACUACCGCCCCAGUACCCUCUCCCGCCUCCUCCAUAGCCAUUCCCGCGUCGAGAAGUCCCCGAAAUCGGUUGCGUCACGCGGAUCGCGAUCAGAAGCGCGAUCACUCUAGUGAGGGUCUAGUCUCGAGCGAGAUCCGGCGGGAGGAGUUCGUCGGUCUUGAGCCUCAACCGCGUCGCGAAAGCCUCAAUAACUGCGAGGCCGGCAGUCCGGGGGCAUUCUCCAGCAGCUUUGGCAAGAUGGGACGUCUACCCGGCUCCAGGUACCCGUCCGGCGCGGCUGGCACUGGCAGCGGCGGCGGCGGAAUCGGCGUCAGCGUCCUGGGCACCGGCGGUCUGGGGGGCACCACCACCCGCAAGUGUGUUCUGACGCUGGACGGGUACUCCUAUGUUAUAGUUGCCAGCACGCCGGAGAGUUUGCCCAGCAAGCGGGACGAGAGCAGCGUUGGGUCGGGCACCGCCGGCGGAAGCGGAAGUGGUAGCGGUAGUAGUGGUGCCAUACCAGGCAGUGGUGCAGCGAGUGGAUUAACUGGAAGCGGACCUGGUGCUGGUUCUGGUACCGCUGCGGCAGUUGGUGGAGCAGGUGGCGGAGUUACUACUCCCGGACAAGAGGCAGCCAGUCCCACGGUCACCGAGUUUACAGGCAGCGGCUCAAAUGCGACAAUAAAUGGUCAAGUGGCAAGACACGGCUCACUGACGAUUAUACGCCGCACAAAUAGCCGUAACUUUACGCAAAUCGACUCCCAGCAGACCACCCAGCAGCAGCUAGCAUCCCCAUCAGCCACCGUUUCCAGCAGCAGCACCACCGCCACCACUGGGGUACCACUUCACGGCCAGACGCCGAUCAGCGAGCCACUUGCGGAUCGUUUGGGCUUCCGAUCUGGGAGCAACGGAUCAGCAGCGUCUGCCGGCCAUCAGGUGUCAUUCGCCGGUUCAGGACCGGGAGCAUCCGCCAGUGCCAGUGCCAUAGCCAUCGCCGCCGCCAAAAUGCAACCAUCAUCGCCGAAUGCCACCAACUAUAUACCCGACAAUAUUGGCAGCUCGUCGGCCAAUUUGUCGCAAUUGGAAAUGAAAUCGUGUCGCGAAUCGGCGGACGUUACAAAUACUACCAAUCAAUCGAUCAAUGCCGGUGCCGUGUGUACCUUCUCUCGGGGGGAGGCGGCCCUGCCCCAGGGCGAUUCGGGACACUCGGAGUCGCCCUCGAAUCUCUCGUUCAACGCCGGAAUAUGGGAAACGGAGAGUUUGCCGGCCGUCGAUACGCCAGAUGCCCUUAAUAAAGCGGCGGGAAGAAUACGCAGUCUUCUCCGCCGCAUGGAUCACGAGACCGUGGCCUACGAGGACAUGCAGCGCAAUCUGCAUUAUGCGGCUCGAGUUCUCGAGGCCGUCUUCAUUGACGAAUCAAGAAGCCCCACAUCAGGUAAAACAAAGUUGGGGCAGAUUGCGUCCUCAUCCGUUGAGAGCGAAGAAGAGGGCUGCAAUGGAAAUUGCAAGAAUCUGAAUUGCAGUCGCCAUAGCCACGGGAGGGAUGAUCAGCAGCAGGAUAACAAUAAUUCGAACAGCAGCUGCAGUCUGCAGAAGCCGGAGGAGAAGUCCGGAGAAGAGGUGGCCGCUGGAGGUGGAGCGCCGCCAGAGCCGGGAGACAAUCAGGAGGAGGGUGGAGGUCAAAUAGAGAGCCGCACCAAGGGCGUUUCGCUGGCACCUCAAACCCAUGGCGGACCCACUGGCCCGCCGCCUCCGGAGGCCCCAGCACCCACCCAAAGCUCCACCACCACGUCAGCCCCCACCAGCAAAUUACAGCCAGCUCUGGAAACUGUAAGGGAAUCAGUAAUGGAGGAGAGCUCGGCCAAAGAUGCGACUUUGAAACCUGCAACCACACCCUCAUCCACACCCACAACCACAGCCACUGGGACACCCACAUCCACAGCGGCGGCGGGAAGUGUUGUUGCCAGCAGUUGUAGCAGUAAUCCAGCAACCGUGCACCGGCAGCGCCGCCUGAGGACUCCCACCUGGGCCAGGUCCAUGUCGACGAACAAAACGCGCCUGGCGGACGAGGACGAUGAGCUGUCGGAGGUGCAGCCGGAUGCAGUGCCGCCGGAGGUGCGCGAGUGGCUGGCCUCGACCUUCACCCGCCAGAUGGCCACCAGCCGGCGCAAGAGCGAUGAGAAGCCCAAAUUCCGUUCGGUGGCCCACGCUAUCAGAGCGGGCAUCUUUGUGGACCGCAUGUACCGCCGGGUCUCCAGCUCGGCCCUUACGGCCUUCCCACCCGACGUGGUCAGGUUGCUCAAGAAUUUGGACGACUGGACUUUCGAUGUAUUUGCCCUGACGGAGGCGGCCAGUGGCCAGGUGGUUAAAUAUGUAGCUUACGAGUUAUUCAACAGGUAUGGAUCGAUUCACAAGUUCAAGAUAGCGCCCGGAACCCUAGAGGCGUUUCUCUACCGUGUGGAAGAGGGCUACUGCCGGUACAGGAAUCCGUAUCACAACAAUCUCCAUGCCGUGGACGUGAUGCAGACUAUCCACUAUUGCCUGUGCAACACCGGCCUGAUGAACUGGCUGACGGACCUCGAGAUCUUUGCCUCGCUGCUGGCCGCUCUGAUCCACGACUAUGAGCACACGGGCACCACCAACAACUUCCACGUAAUGUCCGGCUCGGAGACGGCACUCUUGUACAACGACCGAGCUGUUUUGGAGAACCAUCAUGCCAGCGCCACUUUCCGGCUCCUGCGCGAAGACGAAUACAACAUCCUGUCGCACCUGUCGCGCGAGGAGUUCCGCGAAAUGCGAGGGCUCAUCAUUGAGAUGGUCCUGGGCACCGACAUGACCAAUCACUUCCAGCAGAUGAAGGCCAUGCGCCAGCUGCUAACAAUGCAGGAAGUAUCUAUCGACAAGCAGAAGGCACUCUCGCUGGUUCUCCACUGCUGCGACAUCUCCCAUCCGGCCAAGCAAUGGGGUGUCCAUCAUCGCUGGACGAUGCUCCUGCUGGAGGAGUUCUUCCGCCAGGGCGAUCUCGAGAAAGAACUGGGCCUGCCCUUCAGCCCGCUGUGCGAUCGCAACAACACCCUGGUGGCCGAGUCGCAGAUCUGCUUUAUAGACUUUAUUGUGGAGCCGAGCAUGGGCGUACUCUCCGACAUGCUCGAGUACAUCCUGGCGCCGAUCGCCCCAAUUUCCAAAGGCAAGCCUGGUACCGUCGUGGAGCACGAGGUAGUCGGUCCUCCCGGCGCCUCUUUCGCCUCGUCUAGCGCCUCGAAAGGAAGUGAUCGGAGGGACGACAAGGCCGCGACCGAGUGCUCCACUACAGGUCCGUGCAUGGCCCGGAAGAGCCUCACCAGUAGCACCGCCAGCAAGUUCAGCAUCCCGAAGCCCUGGCUCGCUUGCCUCACCGAGAACAAAAAGAUUUGGAAGGAGCAGUCUGUCAAAGAUGCCGAGGCAAGGGCCCUGGCCACCGCAGCAGAGGAAGCUGCAGCCGCGGCUGCUGCGGCGGAAGCAGAGGAGAGCAAGCCGGCCGCGACGGAAACGGAAACUGCUGCUGACGGCAAUGGCGACGGCGGUCAAGGUGAGGAGGCAGCCGGAGCAGCCGGAGAGCCGGCAGAUGGCGCCACCUAAAUUGCACACCUAAAAGGCGAACAAAAAAUCACAGAAGGAGGAGACUUCGGAACGAAAAAGGAUUAGCACAGUGAAGAAGUCCACAGAUGGAGGAUUUCCAAACGGAUAAUAUUUACUAAGCUUAGAAGCAGCAUAGAUUAUGAUUAGAAAAUCGCUUCAGAUGCGCUCUCUAUGUGAAUUGUGGUAGAAUUAUACUUACGUACAUCAUCUAUUUAGGCUUAGUUGUGGAUCGGCAAGCGGGUCGUCAUUAAUAUCUAUAUAUAUAUAUAUAUAUGUAUAAAUACUGUAUACUUUGUUGUUGCAAGCAAAAAAAAAAAGGGAAAACUUAGGGAAAAACUAAGGCCAAGCACAAAAACAAACGAGUAAUGUUCCAGUUUUCGUAGAUGUAUGUAAAUAGCGAAGGAGUUCAACUGAAAUCUGUUGUGAAUUUGUUGGUUCGUUUCGAGCAUUUAUACUUAGACUUGAAUUGUACUUGUCUCUUAUUAUUAUUAGUUUUAGUCAAAUGUGGAAUUUAUAAUAUUGUUUUCGAUAAGUUCGAUGUAUCCAUUUUCGUUCUAAUUAAAUGCAUAUCUUUUUGUAACAGUUGCGGUUUAUUAUUUCAUUUUAUUAUUUCAUAAGCAUUCAAAUUGCUCAAAUGAGAGAGUUGUUGUUACUUAUUCGAUGGGAAGACAGCCUCAUUCGUAGCUGUCUAGAUAUUAAGAGUACCUAACUAAUAAAAUUGAAAUUAAAAUAGAAAAAAAAAGAAAACGAAACCAAAAAUUACCUGACAACCUAGCUGUACGACUUGUAUAUACUCUCUUUCUAUCUCUACUAUCCCCACUAACCACUAACAGACUUUCCCUCAAACCAAGACGAAAGCCAAGGAUUUCAAACAAUUUUUUCACACUCUACAAAAUGCACAUAGCUACCUAUACAACAAGGAUAUUUAAUAUGUAUUUUUAAGGAUAUAAUAGUCACGUCGUUUCUACAAAACAUAUUUAUUUUUAUACAUACGUGAGCGUGAUUCGAUGGAUGAUGGAUGGACGAACUAUGGGGAUGAUGAGGAGGAGUGCUUGUUGGAACGCAGAAUAUAUUGUUUACCUUUCGUUUCGGUUUUCCUUUUCUUUAACCAACUUGAAAUGUUUUCAAACGUUUUUCAAAAUGUCUGAUAGCGGGACCAUUCUUUUAAGAUUUACCACUGCUCUUUACUGAAUAGCAUCCGGAAUAGGUAUGGGAAAUCGAGAAAAUGGUAAAUGAAACACCUCCAAGACAGCGUCAAAGGGCAGUGGUAAAAGUGCUUAGCAGUAAGGUACCAAAUUAUCAGCUGAAAUUGGGAUCAUAGCUUUAUUAAGGUAGUCGAUAAAUAUACGAAAACGUGGUAACCGAACAUAUGCCGAAGUGUAUAGCGGAAGGACGUCUACUAGUAGCCACAAAUAAAUAAAUAACAAAUGGAAAAAUACAAAAAUAGAAACCGAGAUGACACUGCUAAAUAAUCUACUCCUAACCACAAUAUCUAUUAUGUGAAAGUAAAUAUAAGCCUAUGAAUAUGUAUGUUAAUGUAUAUCAAACUUGGACGCUCAAAGCGAUACGCAUAUAUAAUAUAUAUAUCUAUAUAUAUAUGGUAUAAAUAAAACCAAAUAUAUCGUAACCUCUCUCAUAACUCUGUACAAAGUCUUGGAUAACCUAGGAGUUGGCUGCUACUAAGCAGGACUUCAGCAAAAACCAACCAAACCAAAAAUUGUUAUUUAUCUUUGUUGAACAAAAUGAUGCAAACUACAGGCAAACUAAUCGAACAUAUAUGCAUACAUAUAUAUGAGGUUAACGAUUCAAUGUUAUUAGAAAAAUGUAGUUUAGUAGUAACAUAUACACAUACAUAAAAACAUAUAGAUAUAUAUAUAAUUCCAGCCAAUGCAAACUACAUAUUUCCUAACAACUUUCCGCUCAAACUUUGGGCCCCAACUUCUGACCUUGCCCUUAGCUGAUGGAACAAUACGGAAAAAUACACACAAAUGCAUGAAUAAAGUAUAUAAGUUGAAAGCAAUCAUUACAUUUAAUAAUAUUAACUACCCUUAAUACAAAAAAAAAACAAAUAAAUAAACAUUUUGUGUAAAUAAAACUUGCACAGGAUGCAAAAAAGAUGUAGAUUAUUAGAGAAGCGCACCCCGACUAAAAGUUAUAUUAAAUAGCCAACACAAAACCCAUCCCAACCAGAACCGAAAUCCUUGCAUAUUACUGAGAUCUGUAAAUAUCUUUGUUUCAUCUAUUCACUUUUUGACCAGUUACUUAUGAAAUUAUCGAUUAAGCAAAACUUAUUGUGUACUUUACUAGAUUUCGCCAAUCAAAGGCCUACUAAUGAAGCGUUUUUUAAUUUUCCUACUAUGUUUAACUCAACAUUUAAUAUGCAUUAAUUAACGGGCUGGUCAACAGAAAAUAAUACAAACAAAUAUUUGAGAAUAAAAGGAAUAUGGCUGAGAUGUAUGCUUAUUACGAAAUACUUUCAAGUAUAUUAUAAUAACACCAUAUGACUUUUAAUAUACUAAUAAAAAUUAUUAAACCUAA